AUGUUGGCAAACCCCUCAUACUCUGCUGAAAUGGAUUAUCAGCCCUAUCGCAAGUAUUCUACCAAUGGAGAUGAGUGCCAGUUUCAGGAUUUCAUGUCUGCUGAUUGGGCUUUGGACCAGGCAGACAUCAUUGCUGGAGACCCAGAGAUGCAUGGCUCAACUUUUGUGCCUGUCAUCCUUGGGAGUGACAAAAUGACAGUUUUGGUUGCAAUGGGAAAUAAUGAGUACUAUCCCCUCUAUCUCUCCAUAGGAAAUGUGCACAACAAUGUCCGACGUGUGCAUCAAGAUGCGGUCGCUGUCAUUGGGUUCCUCACAAUGCCUAAAAUAACAAAGGAACAUGCCGCAGAUGCGAAGUUUCACAAAUUCCAGCCAAGCAUGAUGAAGCCAGAGGUUGCUAAGUUUGGCAAUGGGCAUUUUUGGCGGGUGAUUUGUGGCUUGGGGCCAUACAUUGCUGAUUAUGAAGAACAAGUACUCCUUGCGUGCAUAGUACGCGGUUGGUGUGCGAGAUGUUGUGCAUCUUGUGAAGACCUCAAUACAGAUGCACUCAACUGA
Suillus subalutaceus is the source of this 552-nucleotide messenger RNA. RefSeq lists its product as uncharacterized. The coding region runs from base 1 to 552 and encodes 183 amino acids. The record is from RefSeq and is a predicted model, not a curated record. Lineage: Eukaryota; Fungi; Basidiomycota; Agaricomycetes; Boletales; Suillaceae. The transcript has 5 exons.